AUGUGUUGUUCUCUAUUGUGGUCGCGCAGCAGGCGUCAGCCGUCGCAACAGUGGUCGCGCAGCAGGCGUCAGCCGUCGCAACGAAAUCUGUCUGCGACGUUUCGAGUAGCAAAUAACCUCGGCAAAUGUAAACAUACGGUGCCGCCGUCGCCGCAGCCGGUGGGAGCUGCAUUUUCAUUGGCUGCGUUAAAUUGUCGCGUCUCCUCGGUCGUCACGCAGGGUGUACCGCGAGCCGUUUGGUCGGUGAUUUUGCACGUCUCGCGCGCUGCUGUCCGUGACUGGAAUGUGAGUUUCGUGGAUUUUCGACCCUGGUUACGUGUGGUGAAUGGUUUUUUGAAGAAGCAGCUGAACGAUGCCGAUUUUAUCGACAAUCUGGAUGGAUGUACCGCUGCCACCGCCGCUGCUGCUGCUGCUGCUGCCGCCGCUGCUAAGAAGUUUCUCAUCACAUGUUUGUACAAUGUGAUGAGCUCCGAAGUCAGUGCUGUCGUAUCUGUCGAGUCCGAUAAUCCAGGACGAUGGCGCACUGUGAGCAUGACUGUGGGAGGAGACGAGUGUGAGGACGAAGCCGAAGUGAGCGAUCUCAGAGAAAGUCUGCGGGCUUGGAGCACAUUAGCCGGUCCAUCAUCUUCCAGUGCGGCUGUUGUCGACCAACAACUGUAUGAUCUUUCAUCCGACUGCGAUCCUGAAUUCGAAGCUGUGCUCAGCAGCGUCUUUGCCAAUGAAAAUCGACUGUUUCAGCCUCUUUCGGAUGAUACUGUAAGUCCACUGUUCCAGAGCCCGUUGGCACGCCAUCAUACUCCCAGCACAUGUUAUAUAUUCCUUUUCGUGCAAUUUCUAGUAUUAAUUUAUAUGCAUAUAUAA
Gongylonema pulchrum is the source of this 861-nucleotide messenger RNA. NCBI's taxonomy places the organism in Eukaryota, Metazoa, Nematoda, Chromadorea, Rhabditida, Gongylonematidae. The record is from the annotation of a GenBank genome assembly.